UGUCGGCGUACAUCAUUAAUUACGUGGCCAUGUUUGAAAUCGAUCUCUUUGCAUCGAGCAACCGUCGUAGACACAUCGAUAGAUAUCGCUCUACGCAUUUUAUGUAUCUUCUGCUUGUCGUAAAUGAGUCUCAUGCGUGAAUAAAUAUGGAAUGGAAGUGCCGAAAUAGCGACGUGCGACUGUCGAGACGAAUCGUAGAUACACAUGCUAGAGCUUGCGACACCGAAGAAGCUGCUGCAUUUUAACGUGCAUGGACACAAUAUAUCGGAGGUUCAGAUUCAGGCGAAGUUGCCUCAGAGAUCUAAUAGAGCUUGCAGCCGUGGCGAAAGCGUCUGCGAUUCUGGUGGUGGCGGAUGCAGUAUCGAAGGAUUCGAUUCGGGCCAAGCAGAGUCGGCUCGAAGAAUCGAAAUCAGAACGCGGCCGACUCUGAGUCGACAGGGUCUCGUAGGAUUUAGAGACUGAAAGCGAAAGAAAGAAGUCGUGGAAGUGGUGGGAAAAGAGAGACGUUACUAAAGGCAAUCAUCAUUUACAAGACUCGCAAUGAGUUCAUAAUUUCGGCCCUGGGCAUUUCCGAUACAGAUCAUACAUGUGCCGAUCCUGAUAGCUCGCCUCGAAAAAAUCUACAAUGCUUUGGACGCGUCGAUUGUUGACAUUUCUCAACCGUCAUUGUCGGGCGGCGACGGGUGACGGUUGGCGCGCCGUGACGUUGUCGUUUUUGUUGAUUGUUUUUGUACUGCCGUGCGGCGCGUAUGAUCGGAUUAUUACGUCUCGAGCCGGCGAGCGAUACUCAUCCGCGACGCGGAGCACCUGUACGUGGAACAAUAGACGUUCUCGUCGAACUUUGAAAUAUUUAAUCGGGUCCUCGUCGGCAUCGCGUUAUUUAACACGUGCAUUUUUCGGUCGAAUCGUACCUACGCGAGUGCAAGUGUCCAUGCAAGUGCCACGACGGAGCAGCCAAGAUGGAGUUAGACAGGAUGUUGGAUCAGAAAGCCGGACGGAGGAAGCAGAGCGCCAACGAUUCAUCAGACGUGGUCAACGAUUCAUCAUGUAUUUCCAGACGAUGAGUGUUAAAUCGCUGCGAAGCAUCCGACCAUGGAGGACAUUCUACGCCACUGCGUCAGGGUCAGAGGAAACCAGCGCGCACAGUGACAGUGAGAAACAAAAUCGAGACCCGGACGUGAUCGCAGACAGCGUCUCGAAUCGAGAUGCAAAGCCGUUUUAAUGCGGUUUCGUCCAUACCGUACCGUACACUAGCGGCCAAUCACGCGUGGCAGCGUCGAAUCCUACCGCGGAUAUUCGCGUUUAUCGGCGUAGCGCCGAACGCUCCGCGUUCGGCGGACUCGAUAAACCGUAUGUACCAUGGAUCAAGAGGAGGAGGAAGAGAAAGAGGAAGAGCAGGAGGAGGACGAAGAGGAGAGUGCACCGUAUUAUAAUGCCAUUGCAGACGUGGCAUUAGCGUAUCGCCCGGCUGCAUCUCGAUCCCUUCGACCGUCCGUUCCUUCAUCGGUUACUUUGUAAUCCCGCGCGCGGAUACCACCUUCGGAUACUGCCUGCUUACCGGAGCUUCGGGGUCCGAUGUAAAUAACGGGAAGCGACUUCCACUCUUCUGGCCUCCUCGCGCUGCUCCUCUUCGACCGCGACCUGUCGGCCGCGGGAUGUCUCCGGGGUACGAGCGAGCGUCCGUCGACAUCUCGGAGUCGUCGACGGCUAGACGAUUUAUCCCUACCCUGUGGAGCGCCGAUAAUUUUCAUCGGUCGAUAACCGGGCAAGUCCCUCGAGCGAGCGAAUAGUAUUGUUCGUGACGCGGUAUCGGCACAUUGUUAGCGUGAUAUCGUAAUUUGAGGAUACUCGUCUUGAGUACGCGGCGCUCCUUCGCAUAAACCUUCGAGAUUCCUGAUAAGUGCAUUUUAUACGUUCAAUCAAUUACCGGAAGAUACUCGUAAGGCGACGUUUGAAAAAGAUCUAUUUUGACGGAACUUUGAAUAUAGAAUACGAUAGGAUAUAGAAUAUGCGAUAGGCAAUAUAAUAAGAAGUAUGUAUUUUUUUUAUGUUUUUUUCUACGUUUAAUGGUUGAAACGGACUUUCGAGGUCCGUUUCUUCUUUAUAAGAAGUUUUAUGAAAAAAAACAUUUUAUUAUAUUUCAUCUACUUUUCAUUUGUAUAAAUUUGAGGUACGAAUAGUAAUUAUACAUAGCACAUUAUAAGAACGCCCUUCUUCUAUGUACUGUGUGCAUAGAAAACGGGAUAGACGCAAUGUAUUUGUAUCUACUUCAGCAUUCAUAACUUGUAUCACUAAAUUAGAUUUGUCCUUAUUAUUUUUUCUAUUAUCGUUAUUACCGUUAUCGUAUUGUAAUAUAUAAUUCAAUAAUAUAUAACUUAUUGAAUACAAAA
Odontomachus brunneus is the source of this 2390-nucleotide messenger RNA. RefSeq lists its product as uncharacterized. NCBI's taxonomy places the organism in Eukaryota, Metazoa, Arthropoda, Insecta, Hymenoptera, Formicidae. The transcript is spliced from 6 exons. The record is from RefSeq and is a predicted model, not a curated record. Bases 205 to 462 code for a protein of 85 amino acids.